Messenger RNA from Hippocampus comes (tiger tail seahorse), 1465 nucleotides. RefSeq names its product regulator of G protein signaling 8 (gene rgs8). The record is from RefSeq and is a predicted model, not a curated record. NCBI's taxonomy places the organism in Eukaryota, Metazoa, Chordata, Actinopteri, Syngnathiformes, Syngnathidae. The transcript has 5 exons. The coding region runs from base 458 to 1003 and encodes 181 amino acids.
CUUCGAGGUUGUCCAGGGAUGUGACAGAUGCGCGAGCCCAAGACUAGCCUCAUGAAUUAAGAGAGACAGGAUUCUUCUAUCUUCUCUCCUGGACUGUGCCCUAUUCCGUCUGCUCAAUCGUAAUGUGCAAAAAGCACUUUGUAACUUUGAAGAUGUGCUUAGGGUUGUCCUUGAAGAUUGUUCCAAGCUCACUUUGCACCCCUCUCUUGUCUCUCACUUCUCUCCACUCGCUCCCACAUUUCACGCCAAUGAGCAUGCCGCCACGGGCUCACAGAGCGCAGUCUGGAACAUACGACAUGUUUGCUUCUGAGCUGUUCACGUUCAUACAUGCACAGCGCCGGUAGCAGCUGCACCGAAGACCGCAUCUUACUAAAUAGCACAUUUAAAAAAAAAAAAAAAAAGGAGACGAGGACCUCAUCUGCUCUGCACAGACUCAACAGAAUCCAGGAUUAGUGCCAUGAAGACCAGACUGGGAUGUUUCUCUCACAAAUCUGACUCCUGCACUGACUUGACGGAGUUCCUGGCCCCAGCCCAUGAAACCACUGCCAGGUGUUUGAAAUUGUCAACAGAUGAGGUGCUUCGAUGGUCUGAAUCAUUUGAUCACGUUCUGUCCCACAAAUAUGGUCUGGCCGCCUUCCGAGCAUUUCUCGAAACCGAGUUUAGUGAUGAGAACAUCGAGUUUUGGAUGGCCUGCGAGGACUACAAAAAACUCAAGAGUUCAAGCAAACUUCUGUCGAAAGCAAAUCGGAUCUUCAAGGAAUUCAUCGAUGUCCAGGCACCGCGAGAGAUUAACAUUGACCAUGAAACCCGCGACAUCACCAAAGCCAACAUGCACUCGCCGUCACCGUGCUGCUUCGACCAGGCGCAGCACAAGAUCUACAUGCUCAUGGCCAAAGACUGCUACCCGCGCUUCCUGCGCUCACCGGCCUUCAGGGAUCUCGUCAGUGAAGCCAAGCCAAGCGGCAAGCCGCCAAAAGAGCCCCGGCUGGGGAAGAAGGCGUGAAAGGAAGCCGUGCUGACGGUCAAAGGCGUGUCCUCUCAUGAAAGACCUCGCACUCUGAAAGCUUGAAAAGAAAGAAAACGUGGGAUUCCUGUCCCCCCCCCAACUGGAGUUUCAAUGAAAAGCGGUCCGGUGGUCAAGAAAGGUGGUUCGGAAAGUCACAAAAACAAAAAAGGGGCCACCGCGGAAGCUUGUGAGAAAUGGAAUCGCACUUUUUUAAGUUUGCCUCUACUGAAAAGGAUAAAAUAUAACUGGUGUCGGUGUCGAGGCAAACGUGUUUGUAACGUCUAUGUCAAAGUCCAGCACUGUUUGUGACGAAAUCAUUUUUUUGUAGAUUUUUGUAUUUAUGUGGCUGUAUUUUGUGUGUUUUUACAAAAGAAAGGCUAUAAUCAUGUGCAAUAUAAUAUAUUGAGAUAUGAAGGUUGUAUUUUUACACAGCAGCAAAUAAAGUUGACAUGCUCAAUU